Molecule: messenger RNA, 339 nt
Organism: Paramecium pentaurelia
Lineage: Eukaryota; Ciliophora; Oligohymenophorea; Peniculida; Parameciidae
Source: the annotation of a GenBank genome assembly
AAUGCAUUUUUAAGAGUUCCAGAAAAGAAAUUCAAGAAGUAAAAGCUUAGCUUUACCAAAGAUAGAAAUAAUAAAAAAGACAGAACCAUGUCCUAUCAUUAAAAAAAAAGAAGAAUAAUCUUUUGAUAAAUAGAGAAAAAUAAUAUAUUGUUCCUACCAAAGAGAUUUAAAAUAAGUAUACUUUAUUAUUAUUAUUAUUAGAUGAAAAGAUCUUUUGAAAUAUCAUAAAAAUUAGAUUAAGAUGAUCAUCGAAUAAUGAAAUAAAAAACCUUAGACAUAAAACCAAAAUAAAAAGUAACCCAAAAACAUGAUGACAAUACAUUUCUAACAUAUGUUUGA